CGCCCUCCCGCCCGCGCUGCCGAACUUGCUCUAACUUCCUCGGCCGAGCCGGGCCGCGUCGUGCCGAGCCGCCGCCGCCGGGUCCUGCAUCUCAGAAGAUGCACUAUUAUCGAUACUCUAAUGCUGAGGUCAGCUGCUGGUACAAGUACCUCCUUUUCAGCUACAACAUCGUUUUCUGGCUGGCUGGAGUCGUCUUCCUCGGAGUUGGGCUGUGGGCAUGGAGCGAAAAGGGAGUGCUGUCCGACCUCACCAAGGUGACGCGGCUGCAUGGAAUCGACCCCGUGGUGCUGGUGCUGAUGGUGGGCGUGGUGAUGUUCACGCUGGGCUUCGCCGGCUGCGUGGGGGCCCUGCGGGAGAACAUCUGCCUGCUCAAGUUUUUCUGCGGUGCCAUCGUGCUCAUCUUCUUCCUGGAGCUGGCCGUGGCCGUGCUGGCCUUCCUGUUCCAGGACUGGGUGAGGGACCGCUUCCGGGAGUUCUUCGAGAGCAACAUCAGGUCCUACCGGGACGACAUCGACCUGCAGAACCUCAUUGACUCCCUCCAGAAAGCCAAUCAGUGCUGUGGGGCAUAUGGCCCUGAAGACUGGGACCUCAACGUCUACUUUAACUGCAGUGGCGCCAGCUACAGCCGGGAGAAGUGCGGGGUGCCCUUCUCCUGCUGCGUGCCAGAUCCUGCGCAAAAAGUUGUGAACACGCAGUGUGGCUAUGAUGUCAGGAUUCAGCUGAAGAGCAAGUGGGACGAGUCCAUUUUCACGAAGGGCUGCAUCCAGGCGCUGGAGGGCUGGCUCCCACGGAACAUUUACAUCGUGGCUGGCGUCUUCAUCGCCAUUUCCCUGUUACAGAUAUUCGGCAUCUUCCUGGCGAGGACCCUGAUCUCAGACAUUGAGGCGGUGAAGGCAGGGCAUCACUUCUGAGGAGCUGAGUCACAUCGUGGAGACCACCUGCGCUGCAGAGGAGGGAAAGCCAACAUCCAGCCCUGUCUUCAGCAGUACCAUGUGGACCCCCGGCGCUGCUGGCUGCUGCUCCAGACUGGCGUGCCUUCUUACCUGCUCACAGCCAGGACUGCCGCCUCAAUGGGGAUUACCCAGAGACAGAGACUGGAUGUGGGGGUAGCAGCUCCGAGGGACAGGCGAAACUUCCACUGGCCGUGAAGGGGAUUGGGCUCAGGCCCCUGCAAACCAAGUCCUCCCAUGGGACCCCUUGCCUCUCCGCCACGGGCUUUGGGUCACUGGCACUGGCCAGGCUUGGGCAACACCAGCUCAGGGGCCUUUCUGCAACUGGGGACCCGCGUGGACUCUGGCCCCUGGGGGCGCUGUGGUGGCACACACUCAUCGGGGUCAUUUGCCAAGUUCUCAGCCAGGUCCCAGCACAGUGUGCUCGGACAUUUGGGGACUGGUGCCCCAGGGGUGCCUCAUUUGUCAUCCCUGAGGGCCUCAUAGCCAGGUUCCGGGGCAGAGCAUGUCUCUGGCCUCAGCAACAGACUGCCUGAUAGGAGCCUGGCCUGCGCUGAGAGCCGGCUCUCGUUUUCUUAGAUGUGUAAAUAGUUUAUUUAUAGGGGUAAGGAUGUUCUCACACCAUUUCCUUCUUCCCUCUCAUCUUCCCCUCUCAACAGCCUUACACACUGUCCCUUUCAGUUCCCCCGAGUGUCCCAAGAGCCAGUCUGGGGCCUCUUUGUCCUUCCUGCCCACACACCAUCCCCAUCUCCCGGGCAGUGUCCAGGGCACCCCCCACCUCCUCCCCCGCCCCCCGCUUGGCCUCACUCUCUUCUGGUCUUGGUGCUACUGAAACUGUUUGCCCAGAACUUGAAUCCUGACUCUGACACUGAGCAGCCAGGGAGCCUGGCCUGAGAGCAGAGCCAGCCUGAAGCUUUGAGGCUGGGGCUCCUAUCCUGGCCGCGCACCAAGGGCCAGCCAACAGGCCCAGGCCAAGCCCGAGAGCCCACGCUGUGGCUGCCUGGUAGCAGGUAUUUGUUUUCUCCCCUUGGGUGACAACUCCACCCACUGGGAUGUUGGUGGUCACUGCCGGGACCCUUCUGAAGCUUGAUAAUUGGGCAUGAAGUUUGUCUUAUGCAGAGAAUGGCACCGUAGGCGUGCAUCCACUCCUAGGCUGCUCGCUGACAUGCCUAAGUGGCAGGUGCUGGUUCUGUCCUCGUUGUUCAGGGAUCGCGUGCUGCCCUCAGCCCUUGCCAGAGUGAACGUUCUUUGCCGGGAGUGCUGGGGGGUGUCUGCAGAGGAUGCCAGUGAUGUAGGUUUUUUGACUUGUUUUUUUACACAUCUCUGUAGACUGGGGGGAAGAACAGUGCUUGUGGUUUUAGGAAGUGUGAUGCUUCUCCUUGACUGCCAAACUCUUUUAUGGAAUUAUAUCUUUGUAUUAAUGCUGC
Ochotona curzoniae (black-lipped pika) is the source of this 2377-nucleotide messenger RNA. It is a transcript of the gene TSPAN14, whose product is annotated as tetraspanin 14. Gene Ontology annotation, cellular component: membrane. The transcript has 9 exons. Bases 99 to 911 code for a protein of 270 amino acids. Gene Ontology annotation, biological process: protein localization to plasma membrane; regulation of vascular endothelial growth factor signaling pathway; protein maturation. NCBI's taxonomy places the organism in Eukaryota, Metazoa, Chordata, Mammalia, Lagomorpha, Ochotonidae. The record is from RefSeq and is a predicted model, not a curated record.